AACAGGUUCGGAAUACGGCAAGACGAAGCACGUUGAGCGCUGACAGGAGGCGCUCCGUGUGAAAUAAUAUUUUAUUACAGGGUAAAAUAAUGAUGGGUUCAAGCUUAAAACCUGCUCUUACGAGAUGAGAAAUGAAGCACGCGACGAUUCGGUGGACAUCGUUUAUGAAAUAAGGCGGUUUAAGCUUUGUGUUAGCGAUGUUUUUAGCUUUUCCCAGACGUCACCUGCUAAGUUGUGCGAAAGGGCACGUAGCACGGAUCAGUGGUGCAGCUCAGAGCUACACACACGUGUUUGUCUGUCGUCAAACCUGUCAUCUGACAGCUACAACAGACACUAAACAUCUUCAGAGACUAAAUGUGAACUUUUCCUGCUCUCACCAUCGGCCUGAUUGUGUGCACUUUGUGGAGAAAGUUGUAGCUCCUGCGUUUCCUACGAGGUUCACUAACAAACUAACAGCAAGGACGAAUCAGUCACCAGUAAACAGACCAAAUGUCACCAUCUUUAACUGUCAGCUGCACAAACUGGGAGGCUUUUGGGGUGACAGGGUCAGUGUUGGCCUUCAUUCGAGGUUAAAGGGAUUAAAGGGAUACUGUACUGAACCUGGAAAAUCUGCACAGAAAGAAGAUCAGAAAGUUUUGGGUCAAGAAAUCAGUGAAUGUGCUUCUUCCUCCUCUUCCUCUUCCUCAUCUCCUACGUCUAACGAGGUUCAAUUUAAAGAGCUGUAUGAAAAUCCAUGGACAAUCCCCAACAUCCUUUGCAUGGCCAGGAUUCUCCUGUCUCCUGUGCUGGGUUACUUAAUCAUUGAACAGUAUUUCUACACGUCUCUUGGACUGUUUGCUUUAGCCGGAGCAACUGACUUGCUGGACGGCUACAUUGCACGAAACUGGCCAAACCAGAAGUCAGCUCUGGGUAGCGCUCUGGAUCCGCUUGCUGAUAAGAUCCUUGUAAGCGUGCUGUAUAUCAGUCUGACCUAUGCACAGCUCAUCCCAGUUCCACUCACAGCACUGGUUAUCUUUCGGGAUGUUGCUUUAAUUGCUGCAGUUUUCUAUGUUCGUUAUAAAACGGUUCCUCCUCCAGUAACUCUCAGCAAAUUUUUCAACCCAUGCUACACUACUGCCCAACUUAAGCCAACUCUUAUAAGCAAGUUCAACACUGCAAUCCAGCUGUUUCUGGUGGCUGCGUCUCUCGCUUCUCCUGUCUUUCAUUACACUGACAGUGUUUUCUUGCAGUCUCUGUGGUAUGUCACUGCGCUGACGACUGUAGCAUCCGGUUACAGCUACUACCAUUAUGGAAGAAAAACCGUUGAAGUAUUGAACAAUAGAAAGUAGUUCUCUUGUGUCAUUACUGCAAGAUGAUAAUGCUUCAAGGUGAAUAAGGCUGGGAAUCAUUUUACUGUUGACCGUCUGUGGAUAUUCAUCGACUUGGCACAGAGUUGCAUUUAUAAAUGUACAGCGAUUGUUUUUUUUUGAAUGAAAUUAUUUUGAUAUCUCGAUGCACCCUAACUGUCAUAUGUAUUCGGUCAGUACCCAGUCUAUUCUUCUGUGGAAAGUUAUAUUUUACCUUUUUGAAUCAUCACCACAAUUUUUUGAUUAAAAACUGACUGACAAAAUCA
This is a messenger RNA of Tachysurus vachellii, 1612 nucleotides long. It is a transcript of the gene crls1, whose product is annotated as cardiolipin synthase 1. Bases 198 to 1328 code for a protein of 376 amino acids. NCBI's taxonomy places the organism in Eukaryota, Metazoa, Chordata, Actinopteri, Siluriformes, Bagridae. Gene Ontology annotation, cellular component: membrane; mitochondrion. The record is from RefSeq and is a predicted model, not a curated record. Gene Ontology annotation, biological process: cardiolipin biosynthetic process. Gene Ontology annotation, molecular function: cardiolipin synthase activity. The transcript is spliced from 7 exons.